Humulus lupulus (European hop) is the source of this 2267-nucleotide messenger RNA. RefSeq names its product FCS-Like Zinc finger 8. The transcript has 3 exons. Bases 836 to 1789 code for a protein of 317 amino acids. NCBI's taxonomy places the organism in Eukaryota, Viridiplantae, Streptophyta, Magnoliopsida, Rosales, Cannabaceae. The record is from RefSeq and is a predicted model, not a curated record.
CUACGAUCUCUCUCCUCUUUCUCUCUCUCUCUCUAGAGCUUUUCUUCCAGCAGUGUUUUCAGGAUGAUGAUGCGAAACUGAUUUAGUGGGCUAAAUUAUAAAGAAAAUAAAUCAAUAAAAGAAAAAGAAAUACAUGCGCCUAUGAUCAUAACCAGUCAUUUUCGUUUUGUUUCUUCUUUUUCUUUCAUGUUAUGUUGGGGGCUUUGGUUUUAACAUUGUGUUUUGGGCUUUAUUGUCAUGAUAACCCUUGUCUUGUUCUUACAACUUGAAUCUUUUUCUGAGUGAGUAUAUAUAUACAUAUACAUACAUAAAUAUAUAUAUAUUGAUAGAUACCUUUGAAGAUAAAAGUGAAAACAGAGGAGGGGAAAAUACAAAGUUUCUGGUUCUGGUUCUGGUGUCUGCUGUCUGGUGCAUGCAUGUCUUUUCCUCCGAUCAUGACUAGUGAGUGAGGCUGCUCCGUUUAUGUGUCGAUUCUGAGACCAGGGAUUCUUUCUUGCUCAGAGAAUUAAAGGAAAAGAAGAGCGAGAAAGUCGGGGGAAAAGUUGUUCUUUAAAAAAGAAAAAGAAAGUUUUAUUGGUUUUUCUCUGUUGUUGUCAAAAAUGGAGGUUACUGAGGUCUAGCAAAGAGAGUUUUUUUUAUUAAAUCGAAAUUUUGCUGGGGUGUCUGGUUUAUCUCAGAAUGUUAGAUUUGCAUAUUAUUGUACCUCAAUCGUUUCAUCCACCAUUCUUUAACACAAGUAGUAACUGUAAAAAAUCCCAACUUUGGAGCUCGAAGGUGUCAUCCAUGGCGGUUUCAGGUUGAAAAGACUCGACCCUUUUCAUUCCAGUUUCUAGUUAUGCUUAGGAAGAGAGCUGGAGCCACUACAACCACUAAGCAAGCUCUAAUGGCGGAUUAUACAGCUCUACCUUCUCCUACUGAAAAUUACAGAAAGCCCAUUUCGUCUCUCUUUCGUUCUCCAAGCCUUUUCACGAGUUUCACUUCUUCUUUAUCAAAAGGCUUCUCUGAAACAGAAGCUGUAUUAAGCCCAACCUCCAUACUUGAAAGCAGUAAACCUUUCUCUAAUAAUCUAAAGAACCCCUUUUGUUCUGAGUCAAAAAUCAAUAACCCCAAAUCUCCAGACCACGAAACCAAACAUCCCUGGGACAAACUAGGCGCCAAAGGAAUCGGUCUCGGCAUUGUGGAUGCUCUCAACGACGAGAAACCGGGUCACAAGCUAUCGAAGCCCGAGACCCGAAUGGUCCAGUUCGGGUCAUAUCUCAAGAUCCAAAUACCACCUUUGUCACCUUCUUCUUCAGUGCUUUCCCCAGCUGAUUCUCCGAAAUCUCCAGGCGAUUUCGGAAUCAAGACUCGGAAUUCCCAACCGGGCUUUUCUCCUUUUGGAAAAUCAGCAAUUGGGUCUACAAAUUUGGGGGUUGAAACUCCGAAUCCGAAUUCUCCUCGGGUCUUUACUGGGUCUCUGCCUAGUCCUGAGAUGGAGCUCUCUGAGGAUUAUACUUGUGUAAUCACCCAUGGACCAAACCCUAGAACCACUCAUAUCUUUGAUAAUUGCAUUGUGGAAAGCCCUGGUGGCACUUUGGGGUUCUCUUCAACUAAAAAAGAUGAUCACACAAUUAGCUAUCCUUCACAGAAUUUUCUCAGCUUUUGUUAUACAUGCAAGAAGAAUCUUGGCCCAGGAAAAGAUAUUUACAUGUACAGGGGUGAGAAAGCUUUUUGUAGCCAUGAAUGUCGAUAUGAGGAGAUGGUGUUGGAAGAAGGAGCUGAGAAUAAAUUGGAUUAUGAUAGUGUUUAAGCCAAUUGCAUCUAAAUAAUAGCUCUCUCCCUCCCUCUCUCUCUCUCUCUCUCUCUCUUAUAUAUAUAUGUGUGUGUGUGUGUGCCAUCAAUCGGGUUUUGCUUCAAAGAGCCGUGAAUCUAGCUAACUUGGCAACUUGAAGAGUACUUGUCAAGCUCAUAUGAUCGAUUUAUAUAUAUGACUUCAAUGGCAGAUUAGUAUAGAAGUAAAGAUGGUAAUGAUUUUCUAUAUGGAAAAUUGGAGAGAAAAAAAAAAAAAAAAACGAUAGGGCUAUUUUUCAUCUUUUUUUAUUUUUAUUUUUUUACUUUUUUGGGGCUUUAGUACGUUCAUUUACUCUCCCCUACAAGGGUAGUGAAAAAAGGCUGGGAUAAGUAUUUUGUAGAGUUUGGUUUUUGUUGAAUACUUUAAUUUGAUGAGUAGCAGUACACAGUUUUUGGGUUUUAAAGUUUUGUUAUAAUGAUCUCGACUAAAGCUGACA